AUGGUCAAUUUUGAACAAAUAUUUUCUCUUCUUCGAAUUAUUCUAUUUGCACUUAUUACUUUAGUCGCUUUAAUUUAUGCCAUUCCAAUUAUAUUUAUUCGUCGUUUUCAUCAUCGUAAUAUGAUACUUACACUCAAUAUAUGUUCAGUUACCAUAUUCUGUUCUCUCUAUUGGACUAUCUUUUAUGCAAUAUUACAAUUGAAUCCUUUGCUUAUUUACAAAUUUAUGUUAAAGUCAUGUACAUUCGUAAUGAUUUUCUCAACAUGUAUAACUCUUCAAGUUCCUUUUAGUUUUAUUACAGCUUCAAUUUAUCGUUUUUGUUCUGUAGUAUAUUAUAAUAAGAAUUUAUUUAAAACAAAACAAUGGGUUUUCAUUUGUAUUGUAUGCCAAUGGAUAUUUGGACUUCUAAUGACAUUACCAGUUUUAUUAGGCAUACAACCGUAUUGUGUUACCUCACAAUGGGUAGAAAUAUAUAAGUUGAUAUUUAUUGUCAUUGUUCCAUCAAUUGUUUUUCUUAUUCUUAAUAUUUUCAUAUAUGCUACUGUUCGUUCAUCAUCUCAUCGUAUUCAACCAAGUUCAUUAUCGGUGAUGGGAAACACUUCUAGAAAUGUUCAACAGGAAAGAAUGAGUCGACGUGAUAUUCAUCUGCUUCGACAUAUGAUAAUAAUGUUUUUAAUAUUUAUUGGAGGAUGGACUCCAUUAUAUGCACUAUUUGCUAUUCAAAGUCAAGUUUUAGCUAAUCCAAUGUUGUCUAAAUGCUUUACAAUUUGGUGUCAGUUAGCUUUUUUAUGUGACAUUAUUGAUCUUUAUUUGUACAAUCAUGAACUGAGAAAUUAUCUUAAAACAAUGUUUUGUCGAUGUUUAUAA
This is a messenger RNA of Rotaria sp. Silwood1, 867 nucleotides long. Lineage: Eukaryota; Metazoa; Rotifera; Eurotatoria; Philodinida; Philodinidae. The record is from the annotation of a GenBank genome assembly.